Bombyx mandarina (wild silkworm) is the source of this 2492-nucleotide messenger RNA. RefSeq names its product serine/threonine-protein kinase PAK mbt (gene mbt). Gene Ontology annotation, molecular function: protein serine/threonine kinase activity; ATP binding. NCBI's taxonomy places the organism in Eukaryota, Metazoa, Arthropoda, Insecta, Lepidoptera, Bombycidae. The record is from RefSeq and is a predicted model, not a curated record. Gene Ontology annotation, biological process: protein phosphorylation.
CCUCGAUUUGGUGGGUACGGUACCUACAUAUUAUUAUUUUACUUACUCACAUAGCAGUAAUAAUUGGUAGGUACCUACCUUAAUUGGUAUUCAGGCAGGUGUUGAUUAAAGUGAAUAGGUACUACCACGAGAAUACAAACGUAUGUGUUGAUAGGAAAGGAGUGUACCUAGAAUAUACGAAAACUAAACAAACCAGUCAAACCAAGUCAAACGCGCAGUUGUUUAAAGUGUACAAAUUAGAAUUUGUUCCGAGUUUUUAUUUCCUAAUUUGAUCUGAACAUUUUAUCAAACAGUGAGCUUUCUUUUUCAUUUAUAGUUACGGAUACGAGCAUUCUAGGAGUAGAACUCGUGAUGUGGAUACAUUUUUUAGAUGCUUGAUUGAGUUUUAAUUUAUUAAAUUGAUAGUUGGACUAAACGAUGUUUUCUAAGAAGAAGAAAAAGCCACUUAUUUCGCCGCCUAGUAAUUUUGAACACAGAGUACACACUGGUUUCGAUAAGCACGAGGGAAAGUUUGUUGGACUUCCUCUUCAGUGGGCUUCACUCGUUGGAAACAAUCAGAUAUUAAAAUCAACAAAUCGACCUUUACCAUUAGUGGAUCCCUCUGAAAUUACUCCUACAGAGAUAUUAGAUUUGAAAACAAUUGUUAGAGGUGAUCACAGGAUAACACCAGUGUCAGCUGUAGCAAGACUCUUGCCUGCAAACAUUCCACAGCCACAACCAGCCAACCAACAAAAUGGUUUUAUAUUGCCAAAGACAUCAAAUGUUGCUAGAUCUAAUUCUCUUAGAAGCACAAGUCCACCAAAAAUUCGACGAGAUUUACGUAAUCAGGCUAAUGUACCACCAUCAGUACCCGAAGAAUCUCCUCCUGUGCCACCUGCUCCACAGCAGUAUCCCAGUUUGAGACGGGAACAGAGUAACUAUGCUGUAAAUAAGCCAAUUCCAGAGUCUCCAGUGGAAUGGUCACAGCAUAUGCACGAGGCAACAAUCAGACAAGUUGCUGAAAUUAAUGAUAACCAUCAUGCUGGUAUGACUUAUCAGAACAUACAGAAUGCGAACAUGCCAUAUCAACAUAGUCAUCAAACACAAGCUGUUACUCACAAUAUGCAUCUUGGCCUUAAUGGAAACAACUUAUCCAUUGGUGAGAACCAACAAGUUCUGCGUCACCAGCAUCCUGCAUCGACCGCCGGUCCGGUCUCGACAGCGACCUCAAUACCGCUCGCCGCAUCAAAGCAUGAAUUGCGUUUGACGCAUGAACAGUUCCGCGCAGCGCUACGUCUAGUGGUGAGCGAGGGCGAUCCCCGCGCUACGUUGACCGGCUUCAAUAAGAUCGGCAAGGGGAGCACGGGCAUAGUUUGCUCGGCGACCGACACCCGCACGAGGAGAAGCGUCGCCGUCAAGAUGAUGAACUUGCGAAGGCAACAGAGACGAGAACUUCUGUUCAAUGAAGUUGUGAUAAUGCGAGACUACCCGCAUCCGAACAUCGUAGAGAUGUACGCUUCCUAUCUCGUGGGUGACGAGCUGUGGGUGGUCAUGGAGUACAUGGCGGGCGGCGCGCUCACCGACAUCGUCACCCGCGUCCGGAUGGACCCGGAACAGAUCGCCACGGUCUGCAAGCAGUGCUUGAAGGCUCUGGCAUUCCUUCACAGCCAAGGCGUUAUACACAGAGACAUAAAAUCCGAUUCAAUCCUAAUGACGGCAGACGGGCGCGUCAAAUUAUCAGACUUUGGCUUUUGUGCUCAAGUGUCGCAGGAAUUACCUAAAAGAAAAUCACUGGUUGGUACACCGUACUGGAUGUCGCCUGAGGUGAUAUCGAGGCUGCCGUACGGACCCGAGGUGGAUGUGUGGUCGCUGGGCAUUAUGGUGGUCGAAAUGGUCGACGGUGAACCGCCAUUUUUCAACGAACCUCCCCUACAGGCGAUGCGUCGGAUCCGCGACAUGCCGGCGCCCCGGCCGCGCGGCGCCGCCCGCUGCCCGGCCGACCUGCUCGCGUUCGUGGAGAGCGCGCUGGUGCGGGACCCGGCGCUGCGGCUGUCCGCGCCGCGGCUGCUCUCGCACGCCUUCCUGCGCCGCGCUGGCCCGCCCGCGCUGCUCGUGCCGCUCAUGCACGCGCCCUGACGCGCCCCGACCCGCCCCGACCCGCCCUCACCCGCCACGGGACACGCCGACUGUUUUCAACUGCUCUCGGGUAGACCGGUGUUAUAAAAUAAAAGAGUCAACUGUAUUAAUACGAUAGGUGUAAUAUUUGGUUAAUUUAUAAAAGAGUAACAAGCAGGUGUCGCGGGUAUCGUUGCUGCACGAAGUGUCGAAGAAGGUGUUAAACCGUGACCCCGCGCCGCUGUCCUCCUCCCUUCGCCCGUGCCGCGCGAUCGUCGAUGUUCGUGCAUCGACACCGACAAUCGCAACCGACACAAAUCCGGACGAACUAAUCUAUACUAAUAUCGUCUUUUCGCAUUAAAAGCGUACAAUUUCCAAAAACAUUCGAAAUUUGGUAU